AUGGUCCGCUCGAAACGUGAUCCCACAAUGGAUGCCGGCCGGAAUGCGGCGGACCGGCUCGAGAAGCUGCUUGACGAGGACGGAUUCAAAAAAUGGGGCUUUGUGAUCUAUCGAUGCACAUUCCAAAACAAUACUGCCUGGGAGAAUUUUAUGGCUCGCUUCGUGAGCGCCGUCCCAGAAUACCUUGAAUUUUAUAAUGGCCUUGAUCUCCUCGACACAUUCACUCCAACGGUCCUGGAAAACCCCUCCUUUGAGGGCGCGACAGUCGCUACUCUACGCGAGCACUUCAAUGAGUGGGCUAAGACUUCGUUAAAGGAGGAACAGGGUGUUGCUCAAGACUACCAAGCAUGUACCGGCCGCUACCGGUUUUUCAUUAUGGUGGAUCAGGAAGCUAUGGAUUCGGUUUUGAGCGCCCCCGAAGAUGAAGAUGAGGCAGCAUUUGUUCGUGUGGUUUAUGCCGAAUGGAAACCAGAGAUGCCUGCUGAAGAAGACAUUGCGAAUGGCGAUGUGUCUGAGCCAGAGGAGCCUAUUGAGGGGUGUACCCAGAACGAUGUGGGUUGGAUGAAAAUGUGCUGGCGUUGGGUAGAGCUGCCAGGGUUUCAUAAGAUGCGGGAUCGGGAUGACUGGGAAGCGUACUACGUUCGGCCCCCAGAUAUUGGAGACAUUCCCUGA
This is a messenger RNA of Penicillium mononematosum, 672 nucleotides long. RefSeq lists its product as uncharacterized. NCBI's taxonomy places the organism in Eukaryota, Fungi, Ascomycota, Eurotiomycetes, Eurotiales, Aspergillaceae. The coding region runs from base 1 to 672 and encodes 223 amino acids. The transcript has a single exon. The record is from RefSeq and is a predicted model, not a curated record.